Messenger RNA from Drosophila mauritiana, 1167 nucleotides. RefSeq names its product N(6)-adenine-specific DNA methyltransferase METTL4 (gene Mettl4). The transcript has a single exon. Gene Ontology annotation, cellular component: nucleus; RNA N6-methyladenosine methyltransferase complex. Gene Ontology annotation, molecular function: nucleic acid binding; methyltransferase activity. The coding region runs from base 26 to 1105 and encodes 359 amino acids. The record is from RefSeq and is a predicted model, not a curated record. Lineage: Eukaryota; Metazoa; Arthropoda; Insecta; Diptera; Drosophilidae.
UCAGAUAAACAUUUCAAUUUCGGAAAUGUUAAAAUUGCAAAAGAAAACUGAAGAUUCGAAAUUGGCAGUGUUCUUGGACCACAGGAAACUGAUAAACGAAUCAUAUGGCGAAUUUAAGAUCAAGUCCGAACUGUUCCAGUUCCAUGCCAAAAAGACUGGCCAAGGAAAUGAGGAAGCCAAGACCAGGAAGCGCAAAAGGAAAGCCGGCGUAGAAGAUCCGUCGUCCUUGGAGGAUUUACACUUAGUGAAUGGAUAUCUAAAACUUCUGAGCAUGCCCCCUGAACUGGGGGACAGUCCACCGAUAGAGAGGCACUGGGAGGAUGACUACAACGUGCCGCAGUUGCAUGGUGCCAACGAAAGUGGACGGAUGCAGCGGUUCCUGGGAGUUGAUGGAUCCCGUGGCGUGUACUUGAUUCCCAAUCAAUCCCGAUUCUUCAACCACAAUGUGGACAAUCUGCCUGCACUGCUGCACCAACUUCUGCCCGCCUACGAUCUCAUCGUGCUGGAUCCUCCGUGGCGGAAUAAGUACAUCCGCAGGAUAAAGCGGGCCAAGCCGGAGCUGGGAUACUCUAUGCUGAGCAAUGAGCAACUGUCGCACAUACCGCUCUCGCAGCUUACGCACUCACGGUCACUGGUGGCCAUCUGGUGCACCAAUUCGGCGCUGCAUCAGUUGGCCCUGGAGCAGCAGCUCUUGCCCAGCUGGAAUCUGCGCUUGCUCCACAAGCUCCGAUGGUACAAACUCAGCACAGACCAUGAACUGAUUGCUCCUCCGCAGUCGGAUCUCACCCAGAAGCAGCCAUACGAGAUGCUCUACAUGGCCUGUCGUACCGAUGCUUCUGAGAACUACGGAAAAGAUAUCCAGCAGACCGAGCUGCUCUUCAGCGUACCCAGCAUUGUGCAUUCCCACAAGCCACCACUGCUGUCUUGGCUGAGGGAGUACCUUCUGUUGGAUGAGGACCAGAAGGAACCAAACUGCCUAGAACUGUUUGCCCGAUAUCUACAUCCCCACUUCACUUCAAUUGGCUUAGAAGUGCUCAAACUAAUGGACGAAAGGCUAUAUAAAGUGCGAGAAGUAGAACAUUGCAACCAGGAGGAGGUAAAUUAGCUACGCCUAAUUAUGGUAUUUAAUUUUUACAAGUACCUCAUUAAAUAAGGGAUUUAUAAGCA